CCUUUCCCCUGCCCAGAUCGGUUUCCGGUAGGUCCCACCGUUGCCCUGCCCCCUUCUCCCUCAAGCUGGAUGGAGUCCGGGGCACAGGGAGUUCCCUACGCAAGACUGAGCUGGCCAGGAGUGGAGAGUGGCUCUGAGGGGUGCCGGGCCUGGGAGGGAGCCAGGAGGACCAGUGGUCUGAGCUCCCUGCCAUUUCCAGAAUGGAGCUGCGACCCUACCAGUGGGAGGUGAUCAUGCCUGCCCUGGAGGGCAAGAAUAUCAUCAUUUGGCUGCCCACGGGCUCCGGGAAGACCAGGGCAGCUGCUUAUUUGGCCAAGAGGCAUCUAGAGACUGUAGACGGAGCCAAGGUGGUUGUAUUGGUCAACAGGGUGCACCUGGUGACCCAGCAUUGUGAGGAGUUCAGCAGCAUGCUGGGCAAGCGCUGGACCAUUACAGCCCUGAGUGGGGACAUGGGGCCACGAGCUGGCUUUGGCCACGUGGCCCGGAGGCACGACUUGCUCGUCUGCACGGCUGAGCUGCUGCAGAAGGCACUGACCAGCCUGGAGGAGGGGGAGCAUGUGGAGCUCAACGCCUUUUCCCUGCUGGUGGUGGAUGAGUGUCACCACACGCACAAAGACACCAUCUACAACGUCAUCCUGAGCCGGUACCUGGAGCUUAAACUCCGGAGGACCCGGCCGCUGCCGCAGGUGCUGGGUCUCACAGCCUCGCCAGGCACUGGUGGGGCCUCCACGCUCGAUGGGGCCAUUGACCACGUCCUGCAGGAUCCGUUUGGCGACAUGUUGAAGGAGCUCAUGGACCAAAUCCACGACCAUCUGGAGAUGCCCGAGUUGAGACGGGACUUCGGGACGCAGACCUACGAGCAACAAGUGGUGGAGCUGAGCCGGGAUGCGGCUGAGGCGGGGUUCCAGGAGCGGCGGGUGUACGCGCUUCACCUGCGUCGCUACAACGACGCACUGCUCAUCCACGACACGGUCCGUGCGGUGGAUGCCCUGGCCACUCUGCAGGAUUUCUACGACAGGGAGCGCACCACUAAGACCCAGAUCCUGCGUGCCGAGCGCUGGCUGCUGGCGCUGUUUGAUGACCACAAGAAUAAGCUGGCCCACCUGGCAACUCGUGGCCCAGAGAACCCGAAACUGGAGGUGCUGGAAGAGAUCCUGCAGAAGCAGUUCAGGAGCCCUGACAGCCCCCAGGGCAUCAUCUUCACCCGGACCCGCCAGAGUGCUCACUGCCUCCUGCUCUGGCUCCAGCAGCAGCCAGGCCUGCGGACAGUGGCCAUCAGGCCCCAGCUGUUGAUUGGGGCUGGGAACAGCAGCCAGAGCGCUCAGAUGAUCCCGAUGACCCAGAGGGACCAGCAAGAAGUGAUCCAGAAGUUCCGGACUGGUACCCUGAACCUCCUGGUGGCUACGAGUGUGGCAGAGGAGGGGCUGGACAUCCCCCAGUGCAAGGUGGUGGUGCGCUAUGGGCUCCUGACCAAUGAGAUCUCCAUGGUCCAGGCAAGGGGCCGUGCCCGGGCCAGCCAAAGUGUAUACUCAUUUGUGGCGGCCCAAGGUAGUCGGGAGCUGAAGCGGGAGCUGACCAAUGAGGCGCUAGAGACUCUGAUGGAACGGGCAGUAGCUGCUGUGCAGGAGAUGGACCGGGCCAAGUACCAGGACAAGAUCCAGGCUCUGCAGCGGGCAGCCUUGGUCCAGCGGGCAGCCCAGGCGGCCCAGCGGGAGAGUCACCAGCACAAGUUCCUGGCAGAGCACGUGCGGCUCCUCUGUGUCAACUGCACGGUGCCCGUGGGCUAUGGGAGUGACCUACGGAGGGUGGAGGGUACCCACCACGUCAAUGUGAACCCCAACUUCUUGAUCUACUACAACAUCUCCCAGGAGCCUGUGGUCAUCAACAGAGUCUUCAAGGACUGGAGGCCUGGAGGUGUUAUUAGCUGCAGGAACUGUGGGGAGGGCUGGGGUCUGCAGAUGAUCUACAAGUCAGUGAAGCUGCCAGUACUCAAAGUCCGCAGCUUGCUGCUGGAGACACCGCAAGGGCGGGUCCAGUCCAAGAAGUGGUCCCGCGUGCCCUUCACCGUGCCUGACUUUGACUACGUGCAGCACUGUGCCCAGAACCUGGCCGACUUCUCCCUGGACUGACCAUCUUGUCCCUGCAGUGCCCGCUGUAGCCUGCAGGGGGCGGGAGAAUCCACGGCAGCCACCAUCUCCUGGGCAAAGCCUGGGUCCAGCCCCUCCCUCCCGAGUCACCAGCUCCAGGCUCCCGGCUGACCAGCCACAGAGGAACCCUGGGCACCCAGGCUGGCUUGGACUCCCACACUGAGGAAGCAGCUGGAGAGCCACAGCUCAUCCCAGACCCCCCUUACACGUACACAGACACCUUCGUAUGCAAUGGAUGGAGCUGGUGGGGGGAAACUGAGGCAGAGGAAUGGCCCCACUGUACUAGGCAUCGCCAGUUUCCCUUGGCUUCAACAUUCCUUCCCUGCCAAGGCCACUUGUAGGCUUUGAGAUUCUCCAUAAAUUAAAAAUAAAGAAGUAGAACUCA
Molecule: messenger RNA, 2532 nt
Organism: Delphinapterus leucas (beluga whale)
Lineage: Eukaryota; Metazoa; Chordata; Mammalia; Artiodactyla; Monodontidae
Gene: DHX58
Product: DExH-box helicase 58
Biological process (GO): antiviral innate immune response; negative regulation of RIG-I signaling pathway; cytoplasmic pattern recognition receptor signaling pathway
Cellular component (GO): cytoplasm
Molecular function (GO): DNA binding; hydrolase activity; double-stranded RNA binding
Source: RefSeq, a predicted model, not a curated record